CGUUUCCGGAAAACGUGUGUCGAAAAAGUCGCAUGCGUGUUUCUUGUACACCGUGCUGAAUACAUGCUGCUUGCAACCUGUACUAUCUAUUUAGUUACAUUUUUGAAUAUUGGCUCUAGAGGAGACGCUUAAAUUAUUCCUAUCUUUUCCCGGACCACUUUCCAACUAGGUGUCAGCCAUGGGCAGGAAAUUGGAUCCCACAAAUAAGACAAAGCGCGGACUGGGGCGGAAGUCCAGGAAGCAAAAAGGAGCAGAGACAGAACUAUCCAAGUUUUUAACCAACGAGGAUGAUUCUAAAAGGUUGUCUAGUCGAGGCAGAAAGAGAGCUGCAAAACGCGCGACAGUCAAAGAUUCCAAGGCUGCCACCAUCACUGAGAAGAAGCAAAAAAAAGGUUUCACUGAUGAGAACAGCAAGUGGCUGAAACCAGCAAAGCUGAAACGAAAAAUGGAGUCAGAUGAUGAAGAUGAUGAUGAUGAUGAUGAUAGUGAAUGGGAAUUAGAAGAAGAUGAGGAGAAAGCAGAAAAAAUUGUGAAAGGAGGUGAUGACGACAAAGCCAAUGAAGAUGACGAUGAGGAGGAUGAUGAUGAAGAUGAUGAUGAUGAUAUGGUGGAUGACUAUGGAGCAGAGGAAGAUGAAGGCAGCGAUGGAGAGGAGCUGCUUCCUAUUGAAAAAGCUGCUCGGAAACAAAAGGCAAAGAAAGAAGCUCUGGAGCAGGAGAGUGAUGAUGAUGAUGACGACGACGAUGAUGAUGAUGAUGAUGACGACGAUGAUGACGAAGAGGCCGAUCAAGAAAAGGAUGAUGAGAUGGAAGAUGAUGACGCUUUACAGAUUAACAUGGAUGAGAUGGACAAAUUUAAGCUUCCUGGGGCAGAAGAUAGACAGAAAGAAGGAAUUAUUCCUUUAGACCUGCAAACCAUUCACCAGAGGAUAAAGGAUAACAUUGACGUUCUCACCCACUUUACUGAGAAGAGGGAGGAAGGGAAGGAGAGGUCAGAGUACCUCGCCCUUCUCAAGUCAGAUCUUUGCACGUACUACAGUUAUAACGACUACCUUAUGGGCAAACUUCUGGACCUCUUCCCCUUAUCUGAACUGGUUGAUUUCUUGGAGGCUAAUGAAAUCCAGCGACCUGUUACUAUCAGAACGAACACACUGAAGACCAGGAGAAGGGACUUGGCUCAGGCUCUCAUCAACAGAGGGGUGAAUCUGGACCCACUGGGAAAAUGGUCAAAAGUUGGCUUGGUCAUUUUUGACUCCUCCGUCCCCAUUGGUGCAACUCCAGAGUACCUGGCCGGGCAUUACAUGUUGCAGGGAGCGUCCUCUCUCCUGCCCGUCAUGGCACUCUCUCCCCAGGAGGGGGAGUCCAUCCUCGACAUGAGCUCUGCUCCAGGAGGCAAAACCACAUAUAUGGCCCAGCUGAUGAAGAACACUGGGGUCAUCGUGGCAAACGAUGCAAAUGCUGACCGACUGAAAAGUGUGGUGGGAAACAUGCACCGCUUGGGUGUCACAAACGCCAUCGUCUGCAACUACGAUGGAAGGCAGUUCCCUAAGGUAAUGGGAGGAUUUGACCGGGUGUUGCUGGAUGCCCCAUGCGCUGGAACAGGAGUCAUCUCCAAAGAUCCUUCAGUGAAGACCAAUAAGGAUGAUUCGGACAUCAUGCGCUCCGCUCACCUGCAGAAGGAGCUCCUGCUGUCGGCCAUCGACUCAGUCAACGCAGAUUCGCAGACGGGCGGCUACCUGGUCUACUGCACCUGCUCCAUCACGGUGGAGGAGAAUGAGUGGGUGGUGGAUUAUGCGCUGAAGAAGAGACACGUGAAACUGGUGCCGACCGGCCUGGACUUUGGCAAAGAGGGCUUCACCAGAUUCAAAGAGCGGCGUUUCCACCAGUCGUUGAAUCUCACGCGGCGCUUUUACCCUCACCUGCACAACAUGGACGGCUUUUUCGUGGCCAAGUUCAAGAAGAUCUCCAACACCGUUCCCACGGCUGCUGCUAACACAGAGGAAGAGACGGAGCCUACUGAGGCAGAGGUGUCUGUUCCUGCUGAGGAGAACUCCGCAGUGGACAGCAAAGAAGAGGAGGCCGGUAAGGCUACACAGGGGAAGAGUCAGCCUGCCAAGAAGUCAGCCAAGCCUCCGAAACCCCCACAGGGUAAAGGCCAGCCAGGCAAAACGGCAGCCAAAGCUAACGGCGUGCCUGCGAAACCCGCCGGCGAAAAGAAACCGGGCUCUUUGAAGAAGAAAGACAAACCGAGCGGGCCGAAAAAAGCCAAAAUAGCCAAGCUGGACGGAGAGGCAGUGAAACAGGGCGAUGAGGUCAAGGAGAAGAAAAAGGGUAACCAAGAGGGUGACGUGACCAAGAAAGAGCCAGGGGCAGAGAAAAAAGAAGGGAGCAGAUUUGAAAAGAAGACGCUGAAGAAGAAAAACAAGAGUCCCAUGAAAAAGAACAGAAUCGGCAAAAAUAAAUUUAGGAAGCUGAAGAAACUGCUUAAUAACGAUGAGUCUGUGCUGUAAAAUAAAGCCCAUCAAGUGAGAAUUUGAAUGAACUGGUAUAACUCCUGGGCUGUUUUGGCCUCCGAGCUUGUUAUAGAUGUUGUCACGGUUUGAGUGGAGUCAGAUCGAACUAAGGCCUGCUACUUAAGACAUGCUGGGUGCGGCUGAACAUCACUGCAACCUGUUCACGUUCCAUUCCGCUGUACGUUCUCUUCGUGACCUUCGACUGCCCCUGGACUUGAGUGAUCAAUAAGUGACGGCUGUGUGGGUCCACCCACAGUGGAACAAUUUCUUAUUAAUAUGUUUAUUUUUUAACGUUUUCUCUGGAUUGUGAGUGUUAUCUAUGAAUCGGUAAUGUCAGAAUUUUUCAUUGAGUUAAUAAACUCUAUGAUCCUGA
Sardina pilchardus (European sardine) is the source of this 2885-nucleotide messenger RNA. RefSeq names its product NOP2 nucleolar protein homolog (yeast) (gene nop2). Gene Ontology annotation, biological process: rRNA base methylation; maturation of LSU-rRNA. Gene Ontology annotation, molecular function: rRNA (cytosine-C5-)-methyltransferase activity; RNA binding. The transcript has 16 exons. Bases 179 to 2509 code for a protein of 776 amino acids. NCBI's taxonomy places the organism in Eukaryota, Metazoa, Chordata, Actinopteri, Clupeiformes, Clupeidae. The record is from RefSeq and is a predicted model, not a curated record. Gene Ontology annotation, cellular component: nucleolus.